AUGGCCACGAAACCUAAGGCUCAGCCCCCUCCUCAGACCCUGGACCCAUAUUCCAUCCAACGAGGCACCUACGCCCGCUACUGGCCAACAACGUUCUUCUUCCUCCUCGGUCGCGCCAUCCCCGGGCCUCUUUCCUGGUUCAGCAUCUCCCUCCACCCACUGCGCUACCUCUUCCCUAACCUCCCCACUCCGCCUCCGGGAAAUCCCCCCAUGCACCUCCUUAGCAACCAAUAUCCACGCAUCCCCUUCCUCUUCGCGGCCAUGCCCGCCAUCUUAGCGAUCAAAUACACCCUCUGGAUCCUCCUCCUCGUGCGCGAGCCCCUCACACCCCAAUUCGCGCUCUUCGGCGUCCUCGCCAACCUCCUUUACGAAGGCAUCGUCAGCACCCUGGUCUUCACCACCACCGCGUUGAACCCAUUCUGGUCGGAGCGGGUUUUCUACGCGAGUUUCGCGGUGUAUGUGUGCAGUGUUUGGAUUGAAUUGUUAGCCGAACUACAGCGAUGGCAGUUCAAGCGCGAUCCGAGGAAUGGAGGGAAACUAUGUACGCAGGACUUUUGGGGCGUAACGCGACAUAUCAACUGA
Cyphellophora attinorum is the source of this 582-nucleotide messenger RNA. RefSeq lists its product as uncharacterized. Bases 1 to 582 code for a protein of 193 amino acids. The transcript has a single exon. Lineage: Eukaryota; Fungi; Ascomycota; Eurotiomycetes; Chaetothyriales; Cyphellophoraceae. The record is from RefSeq and is a predicted model, not a curated record.